AUGGUAACCAUUCGAGCUGACGAAAUUAGUAAUAUUAUCCGUGAACGUAUUGAACAAUAUAAUAGAGAAGUAAAGAUUGUAAAUACCGGUACCGUACUUCAAGUAGGCGAUGGCAUUGCUCGUAUUCACGGUCUUGAUGAAGUAAUGGCGGGUGAAUUAGUAGAAUUUGCAGAGGGUACAAUAGGCAUUGCUCUGAAUUUGGAAUCAAAUAAUGUUGGUGUUGUAUUAAUGGGCGAUGGUUUGUUGAUACAAGAAGGAAGUUCUGUAAAAGCAACGGGAAGAAUUGCUCAGAUACCCGUGAGUGAGGCUUAUUUGGGUCGUGUUGUAAAUGCCCUGGCUAAACCUAUUGAUGGUAGAGGUGAAAUUUCUGCUUCUGAAUUUCGAUUAAUUGAAUCUGCCGCCCCGGGUAUUAUUUCGCGCCGUUCCGUAUAUGAGCCUCUUCAAACUGGGCUUAUUGCUAUUGAUUCGAUGAUCCCUAUAGGACGUGGUCAGCGAGAAUUAAUUAUUGGGGACAGACAGACCGGUAAAACAGCAGUAGCCACAGAUACGAUUCUCAAUCAACAAGGUCAAAAUGUAAUAUGUGUUUAUGUAGCUAUUGGGCAAAAAGCAUCUUCUGUGGCCCAGGUAGUAACUACUUUACAGGAAAGGGGAGCGAUGGAAUACACUAUUGUGGUCCUCAACAAAUUCUAG
This is a messenger RNA of Lycium ferocissimum, 690 nucleotides long. Its product is annotated as ATP synthase subunit alpha, chloroplastic-like. The transcript has a single exon. The record is from RefSeq and is a predicted model, not a curated record. NCBI's taxonomy places the organism in Eukaryota, Viridiplantae, Streptophyta, Magnoliopsida, Solanales, Solanaceae. Bases 1 to 690 code for a protein of 229 amino acids. Gene Ontology annotation, molecular function: proton-transporting ATP synthase activity, rotational mechanism; ADP binding; ATP binding. Gene Ontology annotation, biological process: proton motive force-driven ATP synthesis; proton transmembrane transport.